Rhipicephalus microplus (southern cattle tick) is the source of this 1506-nucleotide messenger RNA. RefSeq lists its product as uncharacterized. NCBI's taxonomy places the organism in Eukaryota, Metazoa, Arthropoda, Arachnida, Ixodida, Ixodidae. The record is from RefSeq and is a predicted model, not a curated record.
AUGGCGGGGGGCCCGCUGUGGCCACCCAGGUAUCCACCCAUGGGAUCUCCUUACUUCGUGCCUUUCCUGGGAGGCUGUCCACCUGAGGCGCCGGGCGCGUGCCUGGCACCCAGCGCGCAGGCAGUGAAAAAGGGCAAGGCGAACAUCGUACAGUUCGAGUGGAACGGCUGCACAUUCUACCGCUACAUACCCGAAGGGACCAAGGGACCAACCAGCCGCCACAUGAUACCAGGUGAGCCACCCAUACCACUACCGCCGUUCGCUCAGCCCCCAUUCGAGUGGCGCCAACGGACGUCACGCUCUCAAAGCCGUCGAAGGAAGCAGCACCAAGUCUUCCCCCCGAGGGCCCCGGCGCCGCUGUGGACCCCGAGACCACUGCCACUAAACAGGUCCGGAGGCGGUCCAGAGAGCACCAAGCAGUUCGCUGCGGUGGCUGUCGCCAUGGGCACCAGCGGUGGCGGAUCAGUACCGUACCGGCCUCGUGAACCAAACCCAAGGAUCCCGCGCAAGGAGAGCAAGACACCGGCGAGCCACAUGCAUCUACCCCCGUUUCUGGCAGCAGUGUCGAGCAAGCCACCCACCAAGUCACCGUCGCCGAACACCGCGACGCGCGUGCAGGGACCUCCGAGGGCCGCUGCCUUCAAGACCAAGGACUUCGCGUCGACAGUACCACUUCCGUUUCCGCUGAGAGCUGCUUUCGCAGCCAACGAAUGCUGUGCCUCCCCGGCCCUUCCAAAGAGAAAUGAGGCACCCGGUACCAACUCCGGAACCGGCCAAGGUUCCAGUGGCGGCGGCGGAAAGUCCAAGCCAGGCGGAGGUGGAAAUACGACUGCGCGUCGAUCCAACGACGGCGGUGGCGUUCGCGAGUCUGACAUGCUAGGGGCCAAGCCAAAGAAGCCGCCUCGCAUGAAUAACAUGACCUUCACAAAGUCAUCAGAACGGUCAAGUGGAAACUCGUCGUACAACAGCGGCAACAAGGCGUUCAGCCGAGCGCCGCCAUUUAGGAACAGCCCGAGGGUGUACAGUUCCACAGUUCUCAAAGAUUUCAACUCUCCUAGCAAGCAGGACAACGGCCGCGGUACGGCGACUGAUUACAAGCCUAUGCUUUCAGUACCCAGGGAGGCUCCGCCGAAGGAGCAACGAAGCGCACGAAAGGAGAGAAGAGUCAAGUACAAGGCUGAGAUUGUAGGCACUAACAUCAUCGUCACUCAAGAAGAACCAAGCCCAGAGAAGCCCGACACGACAGCUACAACCACUUCGGUCAAAGAGCCAAAGACCUCUUCUCAGGCGUCAGGUGGAGCUGGAGAUAAAAAAGCAGUUCGAGGAAUGUCUUCUAAGGUUCCCGCUUACACCCCGAAUGUUGAGCGUACAGGCUGGAAAGAUCGUGACGAGUCGGCCUUCCAGAGUCGAAUCCUGCACGCAGCUUUGCUUCAUGGAACCAGCGUGGCCAGUGAGGGACGAUUUUCAGUGACCGCCGACUGCCUUCACCCAGUUAACCACUUUUGA